AUGGCUGGUUUCCACCACCCUGGAGAAUCCUACUUUCCCAAUCAGGGAAAUAACGGAUGGCUAGAGGAAUCCGACGAGGACCCUGAAGAGGAACCUAAAGAGGAGCCUGAAGAGGACCUUGAGGAAGAGGAAGAAGAAUGUAACAUCCGGUUUUCCAGUGAAAGUAAUAUGUUUGAUUUAAAUCAGGAACCAGAGAUGCACAAUACAUUUUCGUUUCAACAACCUUCAACAUUUUAUUCAAAUUCACUUAUGAGUGAAAUUCCAAAUGAAUUUCAUCCAUACGUUACAAACAUCGAAGAUGUGGAGGGAGAUGGAAAUUGUGGAUUUCGGGCAAUAGCCGUCUCCCUUGGGUAUAGUCAAAAUAAUUGGCAUCAAAUCCGCUCAGAAUUACACAACGAAUUAUUAGAAAAUUGGGGGCGAUAUGCAAUGAUUUUUCAGGAUGAUAUAAACAGCGUACAUCACUCGUUGAGUUUCACUGGAUUAGGUUCUGCACAAAGUGAAUAUUGGUUGAUUAUGCCGGAUACUAGAUUCCUCAUUGCUAAUAAGUAUGGUGUAAUCGUCUAUUUUUUAGACAAACAAGGUUCGUCAACAUGUUUUCCGCUUUGGCAUGGCCCGCAAGACAUCUCACAUCAUAGAUCUAUUGUUAUCGUCUUUGUUUAUAAUGGUCAUUACGUAAAAGUUGAUUUACAAGAAUCACAUCCAAUGCCUACAAUUUUGUCACUUUGGCGUCACUACAGAUCAAAAUGUGCCGCUGGAUGGGAAAUAUUAUAUAAUGCUCGACUUAAUGCAUAUAUUACACCGAAUGCACCAUGUAAUAAUUGUAAUAUUCAUGUAAUUGAUGUCCCUGAUAAUUAA
Molecule: messenger RNA, 855 nt
Organism: Lactuca sativa (garden lettuce)
Lineage: Eukaryota; Viridiplantae; Streptophyta; Magnoliopsida; Asterales; Asteraceae
Source: RefSeq, a predicted model, not a curated record